AUGAAGCUGUGGAUUGUACUACUGGCAGUAAUAUGUACCAGUUGGUUAUCCAUAGUUGAGAAACGGCCCCGCAUCACUACCAUACAAAAUGAAAACAAGCCUAUUGGUAUUUUUAGGGAGGUGAGAUUCACCACCCAAGGUGCCAAUAGAAGAUCCUAUCAGAUAUUUAUGAAUGAACUGUAUGAUGCCUUGACAGAGCGUGCAGAUAACGGCGGAGUUAUACCAGUAUUGCCAUCUCCGUUGCCGGAGCCUGAUGAUCACCGACAAUAUGUUCUGGUGGAACUAUCGAAUGAGUACCAAUAUUCCGUUAAAUUAGCUUUGAAUGUCAGCGAUGUGUAUAUCUUGGGUUAUCAUCCAGGUGAUAGUGAUACUUCCUACUUUUUUGAUGGAGUUGCGGAGGAUGUACGUAAUGCUUUGUUCCCAGACAGCACUGUAAGAAGAGAUCUUCCAUAUACUGGCAUGUAUGGGUCACUUGAAAAUUUUGCAGGAGUGAAUGACAGAAGAGAUAUUCCUUUGGGAAUCGGCGAACUACAUCAACAUAUAAAUUAUAUGAAUAUUAUAACCCAACCUGAUAGCAGCACCCUCGCAAAAGCCCUUCUAGUUUGUAUCCAAAUGGUUUCAGAAGCUGUGCGAUUGAGAAACCUCCAGCAUAAAAUACUUGAAGUUGCAGAUCCUGAUGCAGAUGGAAAUUAUGGAGUGUAUUAUCCAGAUCUACUAAUGACUCAGUAUGAAGGUGCCUGGGGAAAGAUCUCCGAAGCCGUCCAAUCUACAACAAAUGGAAUCUUUACAAGACCAGUUUCUUUAAAAAAAAGUGAUCGUGAAUUUUUCGAUUUGAAAAGCGUAAAAGAAGUGAUUUUCAUAGUUGGAAUAAUAUCAAAAGAAUGCAAUGAAAGAGGAAAUGUGCAGAUUUUUCCAACUUCAACAUCAGCAUCUGAGUCUCCUUCUUUGUUGCCUAUACCUAUGAGAUCUACCAGCUUGGAAAGCAACGAUGACACUUGUGAAAUAGCGUUAGCACCUACCUCGUAUAUUACUGGACGAAAUGGUCUGUGUGUUGAUGUAUACCAGGAAAGCUAUCGUAAUGGAAACAAAAUAAUCUUAUCGAAAUGUGGACAGAAUAAGGCCAGUCAACUGUGGGAGUUAAGAAUGUAUGACAACACAAUCCGAUCCGGCGGAAAAUGCUUAACCACUAGCUAUGUGAUGAUCCAUGAUUGUGAGACGGCUAUCUCUGAUGCCACCAAAUGGGAAAUUCAAAGCGAUGGAGCCAUAAGAAAUCCCAAAUCUGAGCUUGUUUUGACAGCAAGCGAAGAUAGUUGGGGUGUGAUUAAUCUGGUUGUUGAUAAAAAUAUUUAUGCUUCUAAACAAACUUGGUAUGCCAGCAAUAUCACGAAGCCACCAGUGACCACCAUUGUUGGUUACCAAGGUCUUUGCUUGCUAGCAUUUCAAAGUUCGGUGUGGCUGGAGUUUUGUGUAAGUUACAAUAUUGAACAACAGUGGGCAAUAUAUCCAGAUGGUACCAUCAGGCCCCCAAAGAACCAAGAUGGGUGUCUCAAAUAUGCAAAUGCAGAAGAGGACGUAGUCCGCGUGGGAACAUGCGAUGGAGGGGCUGAGGAAAGGUGGCGAUUUCAGAGUGAUGGCACAAUUUUGCACGUAAUGACCAGAAAAGUUAUGGAUGUGAAAGAUACCACUGCCAUCCUUCCUGAGAUUACAGUCAAUAAUUACAACAGACGAAAUACCCAAAUUUGGUUUCAAGUGUAA
This is a messenger RNA of Gossypium arboreum, 1755 nucleotides long. RefSeq names its product abrin-b-like. The record is from RefSeq and is a predicted model, not a curated record. Lineage: Eukaryota; Viridiplantae; Streptophyta; Magnoliopsida; Malvales; Malvaceae. Bases 1 to 1755 code for a protein of 584 amino acids. Gene Ontology annotation, molecular function: rRNA N-glycosylase activity. The transcript has a single exon. Gene Ontology annotation, biological process: negative regulation of translation.